AUGGAGGGUUUGAAAAGUAGAGUUAGGUGGUUGAUGAUUUUGAUGGUGAUGAUUAGAGUGCUGCAUGUUGAAUGCAGGCAGCCUGUGCUUCAUAGAGUUGGAGGGGGAAGGUUCACUUGGGCUCCCAAUAUUGACUUCACAGAGUGGUCAAAUCAGGAGAACUUCUAUGUGGGUGAUUGGCUUUAUUUUGGGUUUGAUAAGCAUAUCUACAAUGUUCUUGAGGUGAACAAAACUAGCUAUGAUAAUUGCAUUGACAAAGAUUUCAUAUAUAAUGUUACAAGAGGCGGGCGGGACGUGUUUAACUUGACGGAGGCAAAUACAUAUUUCUUUCUCAGCGGCCGAGGUUACUGCUUUGAGGGUAUGAAAGUCGCUGUUCAAGUUCGGGAAAUCCCACCGGAACCACUUCUGCUUAACCAUGGUUUUCAAUCAUAUGUCUACAUCCAUGCUAUUCUACUAGCAAUGCUUGCCACUGCUUGUGCAUGCAUAAUUCUCUUCUAG
Molecule: messenger RNA, 498 nt
Organism: Prunus persica (peach)
Lineage: Eukaryota; Viridiplantae; Streptophyta; Magnoliopsida; Rosales; Rosaceae
Product: lamin-like protein
Exons: 2
Coding region: 1-498 (165 amino acids)
Cellular component (GO): plasma membrane
Molecular function (GO): electron transfer activity
Source: RefSeq, a predicted model, not a curated record